This is a messenger RNA of Cyprinus carpio (common carp), 2231 nucleotides long. RefSeq lists its product as uncharacterized. The record is from RefSeq and is a predicted model, not a curated record. NCBI's taxonomy places the organism in Eukaryota, Metazoa, Chordata, Actinopteri, Cypriniformes, Cyprinidae.
GAAAGCAGUUCUGUUGUGUUCGGUUUCCGGUCUCCAUGUUCAGCCGGACUCAGAAGAACUGCCUUGUCCAGGUUUCGCCAGGAGUUUUACUCUCUUAUGUAAUUAAUCUGUACGAGUUUUAGAGCGAAUUAAUUAGUAAUGUACCCGUGCCUUUGAUGACAUGCUCAGUAAGGUUAUCUCUGGGUAGUAGAGGGACGCUUUAUUUCUCAGGUGAGUGUUGCGUUGACACCUGACUAGCGUUAGCUGUUAGCCGCUAAUAGAUCAAGAGAUCAGUGGCGCAGAACAACUCCGAGAAGCGGUGUGAACACUAUUAACAGUUAUGGACCCUCUGAACCGGGUUGAUGUCAUGCACCUUCAGGAGUCUCUAGAUCUGUCCGUGGGCUGCAGGCGGAGUCCUGUAAAGACGAACUCCAUGGAGGGGCUGGAUCUGGUGAAAAAGCCCAGCUGGUGUGGCAUUACCUCAGGGAGCAAGAGCGUUAACAUGUCCGAGUCUCGAUACAUCAGCAAACACAAUUCACCCGAUCGCCCCGAACCAGGACCGAAGCAUCAUGGGUCAAGGACUUGUGGCACGUCAUCCCACGUGCCCUGCUCCGUGCCGUCACCCCUGAUCAAUGGCUUGCCAUCCGUGGCUCACCACAGACCGACCACAGACCAAGCGUUUGCAGAUGACAGUGAUCACCGUAUGGAAAUGGAGGAUGUGUUAACGCAAACUAAAAAUGGUCUCAAAACAGCAGAUUCUGUGUUGGGAGGCAGGAUGCAUCCACAAGACAUGUUGACCAGUUGUGGUGAAACAUACUUGAGGGACACGCUGUCUAAGGGCUCAUCAUGUUUACCUCAGGACGCCAGCGCGGCUGCAUACACACUACGUUCCACCAGCUCACCAUCCAUUGAAACGCUCGCAUCCGAAUGUACCGGCGCUAAAAGAACCUCUCCACGCUCCGUCGAAUUCGUCUCUAGUGCAGAUGACAGUGACGUCAUUGAGGUGCCAGUCAGCAACUCCAGAUGCAAGACGCCUCCGAGCUGCUGCUUCCGAACUCACAGUGUCAUAGUUACUGAGAGAAGACGAGGAAAUUCCUCCAUGAAGCAAGAAGCUGCAAUGGACUGCUCUCCCAAACACGUGAACAAUGUCUGUGCCCUGGAUGAAGCUGAAUUUGAAGCCCGUGACGGUAGAGCCGACUCUGAAUCCAAGUCGUUGCUGUCGUGGAUGGAGUCGGUCUGUAUUCCCAUAUCUCCAGAAGACAGUGAUCAAGACAUGGAUGCUGCUUUUCCCAAAAACUUCCCAUCUACCUCAGAUGCAGAAAACACAAGCGUCUUCAAGUCUCCACAGAGUGGGGCUUCUUCUUCAGCGUCCAGCCGUCAACGGAAAACUCCGGCCUCGAAGAGUAGGAAACGGGUGAAACCGAGACCCAAGAAACCCGCUAAGAGAGUGAGAGCGCCGCCGGCCGGCAAAUCGGCAAAGAGAAGACGCCGAAAACCUCGCUCAUCUGGACCUCCAUCCAUGUUUUCUUCUCAAGAGCCGGAGAUCGAACUGAAAUAUGCAAAGCACAAGGAAGAGAAGAAGGACAGCAGGCCGGACGGCUUCGCCCCGUACGUUCACAUGGAGUUCUCGUCCUGCACAGUCGUCAGUUUUAGGGAAGAAGAUGUUUAUUCGACGAAGAAAGGGUCAGCAGGUGGUCUCGGGGGUCAUCCCGAAGACGUCCUGUUUGCAGCUGGGCCGUGUUGGCUCUGACGCCAGGUCGCAGGUCAGGCGUUUCUGCUGCUUGUGUGGAAGAGCUGGCAAUGUUGAAGGCCUUGGGGACUUGCAUGGACCGUACUGCUCCAGCGGAGCUCAGGCCGUCUGUAAGUCCGACAGCAGUCCUCCUGCCCAAAAGCAGGAACCUGACUGCAGCGAUUUGGACUCGCUCUACAGUUUGGAGGACGGUGCGUCCCAGUCUGUGAGACGGCAGAGGAAGGAGAACUGCUCGGAGAGCGUUGACUGUAGUGAGCACUGGAUACAUGAGGACUGUAGCAUUUGGACUGCAGGCAUCUUUUUGGUCAAAGGGAAACUCUACGGAUUGGAGGAAGCCGUCCGGCUUGCACAAGGAACAGUGUGUUCGUACUGUCACAUGGUUGGUGCAACUUUGGGAUGUUUCUUCAAAGAUUGCCCCAAUAAGUACCACUUCCCCUGUGCCCUGCAGUCAGACAGUGCGCUCAACGAGGAGAACUUCACCAUAAGAUGCCCGAAGCACAAG